Trematosphaeria pertusa is the source of this 1521-nucleotide messenger RNA. Its product is annotated as 26S proteasome subunit P45. Gene Ontology annotation, molecular function: ATP hydrolysis activity; proteasome-activating activity; ATP binding. Gene Ontology annotation, biological process: proteasome-mediated ubiquitin-dependent protein catabolic process. The transcript is spliced from 2 exons. Lineage: Eukaryota; Fungi; Ascomycota; Dothideomycetes; Pleosporales; Trematosphaeriaceae. Gene Ontology annotation, cellular component: proteasome regulatory particle, base subcomplex. The record is from RefSeq and is a predicted model, not a curated record. The coding region runs from base 144 to 1313 and encodes 389 amino acids.
UCUCCAUCCCGCCGCUCUUCCCGCGCAGCCAAAGCUGCCCCCCCCUCCCGCAAAAUCACCACAUCAGCGCCACGCUCUCCAGGGCCCUCUCACCCGCCGAGACCGAACACCGCACACCGUCCGCUCUCCCGCCCGCCACCGCCAUGGCGCUCGACACCUUCUACCACAAUAAGAUCGAGGGGAUGAAGCUGGAGAUCAUACAGGGCCAAGCUGUACUGCGGCGGCUGGAAGCUCAGCGGAACGACUACAACUCGCGGGUGCGCUUGCUGCGGGAAGAGCUCGGCCUUCUCCAACAGCCUGGAUCCUAUGUCGGCGAGGUCGUCAAGGUCAUGGGCACCAAGAAGGUGCUCGUCAAAGUGCAUCCCGAAGGCAAAUAUGUGGUUGACAUCUCGGACAACGUCGAUAUAAGCAAGCUCACCGUGGGCAAGCGCGUCACCUUACUCAGCGACUCGUACAAGCUCGAGAAGAUGCUGCCGUCGUCUGUGGAUCCGCUCGUAUCUCUGAUGAUGGUAGAAAAGGUUCCAGACAGCACAUACGACAUGAUUGGAGGGCUGGACCAGCAGAUCAAGGAAAUCAAGGAGGUUAUCGAGCUGGGUCUACAGCAUCCCGAGCUUUUCGAGUCGCUCGGUAUCGCACAACCCAAAGGCGUCUUGCUAUAUGGGCCGCCUGGGACAGGGAAGACGCUGCUUGCUCGUGCUGUGGCCCAUCACGCCGACUGCAAGUUCAUUCGAGUCUCCGGAAGCGAGUUGGUGCAGAAGUAUAUUGGUGAGGGUAGUCGCAUGGUCCGAGAACUGUUCGUCAUGGCCCGGGAACAUGCGCCCAGCAUCAUUUUCAUGGACGAGAUCGACAGCAUCGGAUCAAGUCGAGUGGAAGGAAGUUCAGGUGGUGAUUCCGAGGUGCAGCGGACCAUGUUGGAGCUCCUGAACCAGCUGGACGGCUUCGAGCCUACCAAGAACAUCAAAAUCAUCAUGGCAACGAACCGACUGGAUAUUCUGGACCCCGCCUUGCUUCGACCCGGCCGAAUCGACCGCAAGAUCGAGUUCCCGCCGCCUUCGGUGGAGGCUCGCGCCGACAUUCUGCGAAUCCACUCCAGGAGCAUGAACUUGACGCGUGGCAUCAACCUUACCAAGAUUGCAGAGAAGAUGAACGGCUGCUCCGGAGCCGAGCUGAAGGGUGUGUGCACAGAGGCUGGCAUGUACGCGUUGCGAGAAAGGAGAGUACAUGUCACGCAGGAGGACUUCGAUCUUGCGACCGCCAAGGUACUGAACAAGCACGACGACAAGGCGACCAGCUUGAGCAAGCUCUGGAAGUAAGGUGUGGGCAAAGUUGAGGUGGCGACCAUGUGGCUGCUAAUCACUCUGUGAUUUUGGUCUGAGAGAGAUGCAGCCUUCUCAUGUAACAUCAUGCAUAGCAGCUAUAGAAAGUUCUUGAAGUCCUAAUCUCGAGGCCGCCAAGCCCUCAGCAGCACAGUACCGCUUCUGACUACUUGUUUGGUACCCGAGCGUGGACCUCGACCACCAU